Molecule: messenger RNA, 515 nt
Organism: Mizuhopecten yessoensis (Yesso scallop)
Lineage: Eukaryota; Metazoa; Mollusca; Bivalvia; Pectinida; Pectinidae
Exons: 5
Coding region: 79-432 (117 amino acids)
Source: RefSeq, a predicted model, not a curated record
CAAGAUAAGGUUUCAUGAUAAGGCCCAGUUCGACUCGUUUCUAUUGAAUGAGUAGCCGACUGUCACGUUUUAUUCACCAUGUCGCCGAUCCUUAUGUGUAUGCUAAUUGGGGCUCUUGUUGGAGUGAGCGUGUCCGAGUCUGGGAACGAACAUCACUGUUACAGCUGUUUCCAUGUUGCUUCUCCCCAUGACUGCGGAACGAUCGAGCAGUGUCCUCAUGGCAAGGAAUGUUUUGCGACCCAAUACACCGGACCGGACUCAAAAACGUUCUACCACCUAGGAUGUGCCAACCACGGAACUUGCACGCAUACGGCCAGCUUUCACCCCCACACACAUGGUUGGCAUCACCCAUAUACGUUUGAAGAGGUCCUGUGUGGACACUGCUGUUCUACCCCAGGAUGUAACAUGAACACAUGCGAUCCAUCUUCGUAACCAAGGUACCUGAAGUAACGACGGAAUUAAUCCUUCAUUGUAAUUAUCGUUACAAAUAAUAAAAAGCUGUUUAAUGAAAUGUC